Vespa mandarinia (Asian giant hornet) is the source of this 3732-nucleotide messenger RNA. Its product is annotated as maltase A2. The record is from RefSeq and is a predicted model, not a curated record. NCBI's taxonomy places the organism in Eukaryota, Metazoa, Arthropoda, Insecta, Hymenoptera, Vespidae. Gene Ontology annotation, biological process: carbohydrate metabolic process.
UAUCUUUGCAUUGCGUGUCCUUAUUCUUCGACGUUCAUUCAUAGCUUUUCUGCGUCCUACGUGAUCGAUCGAUAUACACGCGUGUUUACCUAUGCGACAUUGCGUCAGAUUAGUUACAUAUGUACGAGUAUAUGCGUCCGUUCAUUCGCAUCGAACCAAGAACAAGAAAGAAAACAAGAAUAGGGCGAUUUAUCGUGGAUAAAACGAGAAAGAGAGAGAUUUAUCUUUAUUUUCUCUCGCAAGUUACAAACGAAAGAAUUUCUAAGAAACGAUCAUGUUGCAACAUAUUCUUUCGAAUCGAUAAACGCUUUUACGGUGACAUUGGCGAGAAUUUAGAGGCCGUCCGCCUUUGGUUAUCGACUUGUAAACAUAGUUGGCCGUAAUCGUUACGAAAUGCAGAAAAUAAAAGAGGCGUCGUCUUUUUCGUGUCAUCGGGGUGAAGCGGUAACAACGGCGCAGAGAGCGCAGAAUCGAGGAGGGCGCGGACAUCGGGACGAAGAAACAUACUAAAGAAGAAUCCUGAAGGAGAUAAUAGAGAUGAAUAUACCGAAGAGCGAUGGCCUCCUGUCGGUGGUCUUGCCUUCCGAAAUUCCAUCUUCGGCCAGUUCGCAGCAGCUCUUUAUAAAUCAGGACCAACAGGAGCAGGACGAGGAAGCUUCGGACUGUCCACUCUUGACGCCGAGUCCACCUCCGGCCGUGCAGAUAAAUAAUUCUCUCGAAUCGGCGACGCCUAUAUACAGGCCUCUCGAAGGAGCACCUUUGGAAAUGAUAACAACGCCAACGCUAGAAAAUAUUAACGAGGAGGACGGGCUCAAUGCGUUCAUGAAUCUCGUAAACAGUUCGUCUAAACCUCUUCACGAUGAACCGAGUUCGCGCGAUCCGAUGGUGGAAUCGAGCACGAGCGGUAGCAGUAGUGAUACGAACGAGCCGGUUUGCGCUCAAUUACUUACACAGCUGAAUACCGCUUAUCAACAUUUAGCACCAGACGCUCAAGCUCUAUUUUACAAUCAGGAGAACGGUGGGAAGCCACCGCUCGUUGGAAUACAACUGGUCGUGCCAAAGUCUCCGAAAGAUUAUCGAUUUAUGAAAUGGAACUGGCCACUGAUAAGAAAAACUUGUUUUUGGUCGUUGAUGUCGAUCCUGACUGGAUGCACUGCUCUUGUCAUAGGGGUCCUCGCGACGAUGCCUAAAAAAUGCGAUCCUUCGAUAGAGUGGUGGCAAGGAAACGUCUUCUACGAGAUCUUUCCAGCUUCCUUUCAAGAUUCCUCAAAAGGCGGCGACGGUAUCGGCGAUUUGCGUGGUAUCACGAUGCGAUUGGAUUACCUAAAGAGACUCGGCGUUCGUGGAAUUCGUCUAAACUCGAUAUUUCCGGCGCCGCACUAUCCGGAAUAUUAUUCGGACAUCAGCAAUAUGACGGAUAUAAACGUGAAUCUCGGUACGUUGAAGGACUUUGAAAAACUCCUAAAUGAGAUACAUCGUAGAAACAUGAGCCUUAUCCUCGAUCUACCGCUUUAUCCGUACGUGAAGACGCUUCAAGGUGAGGAAAUGACCACGAACAGGACGAACAAAGAGAUCCGUGAAAGAAGAGACCUGAUCGAGAAUUCGAUGCUCGAGGAUAUGGUUACGACGACGACGACGACGACGACGACGAUGACACCGUCGAUUAAAAAUAUUGGAAAUACUUUGUCGGUGAUUAGCAGUACUCUAGGACCGUUCGAAGAACCAAGAGCUCUACCAGUCGUUUCAUCGGAUUCGAUCGUUAAUGAACGUUCGAUCGGUUCGGCCAUUAAAACGUGGAUCGAUAGAGGCGUCGAUGGAUUUUAUUUGAAGGGUCUCGAACGUUACGUUCACGAAAGCAGUUUUCCCAAUAUCAUAAAGCAUUGGAGGUCUCUGCUUGGACCUCGAAAGAUACUCAUUUGUCAUGUCGACGCGCUUAACGCUGCGAUGCAUUUCGAGGCAUCCAAAAAGACGAUACUUACGAGAAUAGAUCUGAUCGACGUCACAUUACGCGUAUCCAAUGGUACCGAGAACAUAAAGGCUCAAGUGGAAACCAUAACGAAAGGUAUACUUUUCGAGAAAGCAUCUUACCCGUGGGUACAUUGGUCCGUUGGUGGCGUUGAUUCGAGAAGAAUUGCUUCCAGUAUCGACGUUAAGAACGCUUCUAUGGCUGUUUCCCUUUUGGCCUUGAUGCUUCCUGGAACACCCAGUAUAUUUUACGGGGACGAGAUAGGUAUAAUGGAUUGCGAAUGCGAGGAUCAUCAAGAUCUGGCACAUUUGCAUAAUCUCGCGCCGAUGUAUUGGGAGAAGAAGGACGGAUUGGAUGACAAGUUUGCGUCGGUCGGUGUCACUGCCUGGUUGCCCGAGGCUUCGAAACCAUUAGAAACCAGUUUGAUCGGGACGAUCGGGGAGAUUAUUAAACUGAGAUCUAACACCCCGACGAUUUACGUUAAAGCUAUUUCUAAGGAUAGCGAUGUCAUGGCCAAUUGUGAUAUUAGGUACACGAAGGAUGAGAUAAUCGUGAUAGAACGUUGGUAUCCACGGAGAAAUUCGUACGUAUUUGUCGCUAAUCUCGGCAAUGCGUCCAAACAGAAGGAUUUGUCGUCUCUUUAUUACGGUGGUCAUGUUGUCGUCGGACCAACCAAUAGAUUGAAUCAAGACGUUUUCUUCAAGGAACUAAACGUUCCACCUGGCGAGGCUUUCGUCAUCAAGUUGGACAAGUGAGAGAGGAAGCUUAUAAGCGAGCUUGAAAGUUGAAGAAGAAACAUUUAUGAAAUCAAUCAAUCAACAUUCAUGUCUGAGUCAUAUUUUUUUUUUUUUUUUCGGUGACACGUCUAGUGCCAAUUGUGAUGUAUUAUCCUACGGAAGGAGUUUCAUACUCCUUGUGGUGCAAGGUGCGCGCCGUAAAUAGUUCAAGUUCCUCUUUAUGAUUGUAGAUAAAAGAGAUUCGCGUUUUCUUACAACUCGACAAGUCAAAUUCUUUCUUAUUUAUAGUCUAAUUCUUUCUUAAUUGCUCGUGGGAACUGGCAAACAACCAGUUAACUCUUAACGAACAUAAAGCGACCGUUUUAUUGAAAUUGAUUUCUAAACGAGAGAAAACGACACAUUUAAAGUGUUCCGUAAAGUUCUAUGAUAUGGUCCUCUGCGAAAUGGUUCUGAUAUAUGGUUCCUCGAUAUGGUUCCUCGAUAUGGGCUUUAGCAAACAUGCUACUAACGAAGACACUUCGACUUCACAAACCGAGUUUAUCACAUUGUACAAGUCUCUAUGUGUUCACUAUCUUUAAUAAUCUGGCCUGUGGAACUUAUGCUUUAACGAUGCUUCAAUGACACGACGAAAAUUCCCUUUUUUUUUUUUUUUCUUUUUUCCCAUAAAAUGUUCUUCUAUUUGUAAUUUUAACAGUUAAUAACUAUUCAUCGAAACGUUUCUAUUUCUCGUAAUUUUAAGUAAUACAAAUAAAUUAAAAAUACUUUUAUGAGAACAUUUUUUAAGCGAUAAUAUCUUUUUAAUACGAAUGCACUCGUCGAGAGCGUCAGUUUAUUUUUUAUUCGAUCGAUCGUAAUUAAAACAAGCUUACGUUCGAAUUACAUAUUUUCUCUACAUAUAAUAUAUCUCUUGACGCGUGUGUGCGCUUGUGUAUGUUACUUACGUAAGUACCUUAUCAUUCGUAACAUAGUAUACAUCCAACAGAUAUUUUCUAUCCCAAUAUUAAAUAAAUUAAUUCGUUUUCAUCUGUA